This is a messenger RNA of Suhomyces tanzawaensis NRRL Y-17324, 2967 nucleotides long. Its product is annotated as ubiquitin-ubiquitin ligase. The coding region runs from base 1 to 2967 and encodes 988 amino acids. The transcript is spliced from 2 exons. Gene Ontology annotation, molecular function: ubiquitin protein ligase activity. NCBI's taxonomy places the organism in Eukaryota, Fungi, Ascomycota, Pichiomycetes, Serinales, Debaryomycetaceae. The record is from RefSeq and is a predicted model, not a curated record. Gene Ontology annotation, biological process: protein polyubiquitination; ubiquitin-dependent protein catabolic process.
AUGAUCAAUUUCACGGGGCUGUCGAAGAAGCGAAUAGUCAACUUGGGUGACCGUCGGACCGGGCCUGCGGGAGCCAACUUCUUGGAGCAAUCCCGGCUCCAGCGUCUCCAGCGGGAAGAACAGAGGCAAAAAGAGAAAGCAGCCAUACUAUUACAAAGCAGGAUCCGGAGAUAUCUUGCCUUAACCAGCGAGGCAAAAGCGUUCAGAGCUGACUGGCGAAGUCUUGCUCCCGACAGCCACUGGAGCCUGCGGUUCCAAUUUGUGGCUAAAUGGUGCUUUUCGUCACAGCCGCUCCCAGACACCCAAACCGAUCUCACCAUCUUAUGGGACAAAUUGGACGAUUCUGGCAUCAGUACCAGUGACGCCACCAUCGUGUUGCACACGUUGGUGUUCUUCAUCUACCAAUCGGACCGUAUUAUCGCCAACGACCACGACAGAGCGAGUGUCAUACACCUCGUGGUCCAGUGCAUCAACAAGUGCUUGGACAUCGUCCAGCUUUCGCCUGGUGGGUUGCAAGUGGUUGAUUUGGACUCCUUCAGCCUCCAUCUAAUCGAGGGGCUCAUAGCCUUCCUCAGACGCAUGGAUGGCCACGAACCCAUCGAUUCCGAGGUGGCAUUAGUGUUCCGAAUCAACUCACUUGUUCCAUUGGCUGGCUUCAUCCAUUUGUUGAGUAUCCCAGGAAUCUUCAAGUCCAUCGAAAUAAACACCUCAGCCAUCAAUCUCCCAGUGGCAGAAUUGAGCCAGCUUAGCCAAUCUUCCCUUAUCGAUUUGAUCACUAAUUUCUUGGAUCUCCAUGGUGGUUCAGCAUUCACCUUCCAUGACUACCAAAUCAUUGGCGCCAUAUUCGAUCACGUCAACUUUUCCAUUCACCUGGUGGAAUCCAGUGAAGACUAUAUAGACGAUGAUGACCACGAUGCAUGCUCCAUUGCAGCUCCCGAGUCAUCAAUCCAAACCAUACAGUUGCUCUACACAGCUUCAUUUGUGAACGAACUAAUGAACUACUUUCUCACCCACAAAGACACUCAAAAAUCGGACACUGCCGUGAAAAUCGUAUCGGGAUUGUUCAUGUUGCAUCCAAAAUCACAAUCCAAACUUAGUAUGUGGAUAACAAUAACUCCAGGAGCCUUCAAGUGGUUUCAUGAUGAGUUAAAGAAAUACGAUAUUUAUCAUCGUAUUCAAAAAGUUCAUGAGAACGGAAAUGAUUACUUGAAGUUAGAAGAGCUUCGCAGAUUACUCGAUUCCGACGUAGCCAUGGAAGGUCUGGACCUUACUGGUGCUACCUCCCGUCUGAGCUUCUGGAAAGCCAUAUAUGCAUUCGAGGAAUUAUACUCAUUCUGGCUUAUAGUUUCAAAUGACUUGGAAAGUUUUCAUGACGACAAAUUGAAUUUAAAGGAAGCAUUUGAAUUUUUGAAGUUCUUAAGGGGGUUGUGUCUAACCCUUAUUUUCAUACCCCAAGAAAAUGAAGGCGAAAUAUCAAGUAUCACUGCAAAAUUGAAGAAUAUAUCUAUUAGUUUGCUCAAUCAGUUAUAUUUGAAGAACUUAAGAUUGAAAUUUUUACCAGAAAAUUUUUGGGAACCAAAGCAAAUUACCUUCAAUAUUGAUUCCUUAAUUCAGAUAACUAUUGAGGAAGAACAAAAGUCAGAUGAUGAAGAUGCUGAUAUUGAUGACCGCGAUCUCCAUGGGCCCGAAUUCAGUAGUCCAUUCGCAGAUCUCAUUUCAAAGUUACAAAUUUUAAAGUCCAUUCCAUUUUUCAUUCCAUUUAAAGACAGAGUAAAAAUAUUUCAGAGCUUAAUAGAACUCGACAAACAGAAUAGGAGACCAAUGGACCAUUUUUCUUUUAUCCAAACCGAUAAGCUUUCGGGGGAUAUUAGAAGAGAAUUCUUGCUUGAAGAUGCAUUUAAGUCAUUUUACGAAGUAGGUUCCAACUUCAAGAAUCGGAUUCAAGUCGUUUUCUACAAUGAAUAUGGUGGUAAAGAAGCUGGUAUAGAUGGUGGCGGAAUCACCAAAGAGUUUUUAACAAGUGUGGUGCAGGAAGGUUUCAAUCCAAGCCAUGAAUUGAAACUUUUCAAUGAAACCAGCGAGCACGAAAUAUACCCAAAUAACGAGAUUGGUCUCAACUUGACAAAGAAAAUUGAUACGGAAUAUCAACACUCUAGAUUGAAGUACCUCAAAUUUUUGGGCAUGGUUAUUGGGAAAUGUUUUUAUGAAAAUGUCCUAGUAGAUGUUUCAUUUGCGCCUUUCUUUAUAAAUAAGUGGUGCAAUGAGAAUUUGAAAAACUCGAUUAAUGAUCUUCGCUCGUUGGACAACGAAUUGUUUCAAAACUUAAUGAAACUUGAAAGAAUGAAUGCAGAGGAGCUCAAGGAACUUGAUUUAAAUUUUGCAGUCAACGAGAAUUUGAAUGGUAAGAGUCACGUCUUCGAAAUAUCCAAGAAUGGUGAAUCUCUACCCGUAACUGAGAAGAAUAAACUCAAUUACAUCCACCAAAUCUCAAACUUCAAACUUAAUGUGUCAUUGUACAUUCAAACAAAAUUCUUCAUAGAAGGCUUGGAGGAGAUCAUUUCUCCCAACUGGCUAAAGAUGUUUGACUCAUUCGAAUUGCAAAUGUUAAUUUCAGGAGGGGAGAGCGACGUUAAUAUAGAUGACUGGAAGGACAAUGUUGAAUACGGGGGGUUCUUUGAUGAUGAUUUGACCAUACGUUACUUCUGGGAAGUUGUCAGAGAAAUGAACUCGGAAGAGAGGUUUAAGUUGAUCAAGUUCGUCACAUCUGUCAGCAGAGCUCCAUUAUUAGGUUUCGGUUCUCUUUCUCCUAAAUUUGGAAUCAGAAAUUCUGGGAGAGACAUUGAGAGAUUGCCCACUGCAUCAACUUGUGUGAACUUAUUGAAGUUGCCAGAUUACCAAAAUAAAAAGCUCAUACGAGAGAAGCUUUUAUACGCAAUCAACGAAGAUGCUAGAUUUGAUUUGUCAUAG